AUGCCACCCGAAGGAAGCACGAGGGCUGGGAUACUGCCAGGUUGCCCAAGCCUAGACAGGGCAAGUCGAGAGGCGGAGGUCGGAUUCGAAUCGCGGACCUUCCGGUGGCUGUUGAUGCGUUCGCCGAGCUUGGCUGUUGGCCUGCAAACGUUUCGGACCAUACGAGGAGACAUCGUCUGUGCGCAUCAUCGUCAACUGCGCACUGAUGAUGCCUCCUCGUAUGAUGAGGAAACAUCUGCAAGCCCAUUGCCAAUCUCGGCGAACAGAUCAACAGCCACCUGA
Molecule: messenger RNA, 282 nt
Organism: Opisthorchis viverrini
Lineage: Eukaryota; Metazoa; Platyhelminthes; Trematoda; Opisthorchiida; Opisthorchiidae
Exons: 2
Coding region: 1-282 (93 amino acids)
Source: RefSeq, a predicted model, not a curated record